ACGAUGUGAUUUGUAAAGCUCUGCUGAAUCUUUUGUCCAAAAGCGACAAUACCUUAAGACACACACAGGGCAUUUAUGUCUCUUGGGUCUCAGGCACAUUUUUAUUUUCAACGCUUACUACAUUGUUUACAACAAACCCAGUGUUAUAUUGUAGCGAACAUAAUGGCCCAAUUGAGUGACUGCGUCUAACCUGGGUUGGGCAAACUAGAUGAGACUAUAUAACGUGUGUAAAAUAGUUUUUUUAAUUUAAAAAAGUCAUUGUCAUUUUAAGGUUAUAUUCAGUGAGCCAAUUGUUUAAUAGACAUAAAUAUAUUUUAGUUUAGAAAAAGAAACCGGAGAAAUUACCACACCAGUUGAAAGACCCUCGAGUCUGUCUAAAACAGAUCAGGUUUUUAACCAUUCUACCAUGAAGCAAUCAUGCACUUAAUAAGGACACAAUUUGUAUUAGUAUUAAUACACAAGAUGACUUACACGACGGACUUGGGGGAACGUUGCCUCGGUUACUACGUCACGCUAACUUUGUUGUCAUUAUGGUCUUUGGACUACGUCCUCGACGUGGACACUUCAAGCAGGGGGACAGCAAAUUAAUUUGAAUUCACUCGAUAAAACGUGUAAAAUAAACACGAACGUUUCGAAAAGUAGGAAACGAAUCAAACUUGUGUGUUCUGGCAGGUGACGGAAUGGGGAGGAGAGAUCAGAAAAGCGAGACAAGUAGCGAGUCUUUGAACACGUUGUGUUAUCACUUGAAGGUACAGCCAGGAGUGCCCUGCAAAACAUGGAUAUUAUUCCAACCAUCAUUGACAAACUAUCAAUCAAUGACGCUGCUGUCCAAGAAUUUGGGACCCUUUGCCUCUCCUGUCUGUCCGCGGAUUCCUGCUGCCAGGCCCAGAUCAUUGAGAACAAGGGUCUGCCACUAUUAGUCAACCUCCUCUCUAAUGCUGACCCAGAUGUCCAGAAGAACUCUCUGGACAUCAUCUACAAUUUGAUUCAGGACACACAGCUUUGCCGGGCUGUCAUCGAACUACAAGGGCUUCGUCAACUACUCGCACUGCUCAAGUCAACCUUCAGUGCCCUUCAGCAACUGGCUUUAAAAACAUUGCAGGUCAUUUCUACUUGUGAAGAGUCACAAAGCGCCUUCAGGGACGAACGGCUAUUCGAUGACCUCAUUGAGAUCCUCAAUGAUCAGGAUUUGGUUGACCUACAUGGGGAGAGCUUGCUGGUUCUUUCCAAUUGCAUGAGUGACUUCGAGAGUUUCCGGGUGAUACAAAAGGGAGGAGGCCUGUCUUUGCUGAUGGAGCUGCUUAUUAACCCCAAAUUGCCUGAAAGCCCGGCCGUUUUGCCUAAAAACGGCAGUCCAGAAAUCCAGGCCAUUGCUGUUAAGUGCAUCGCGGGUGCCGCUCAGAACCCUGGCCUUCAACCAUUUCUGAACGAGCAGAGGAUUGAGAAGGUUCUGGUGGAUUUUUUGACUAGCGGCAGCGACGGCGUGAAAAUGUAUGCUUGCCAAGCCUUUGCCUUGUUGACCUCCUUCCCGCCAAGCAAAGACCUCUUCAGGGAUUUAGGUGCCAUACCGGUUGUGGUUCGGUUACUGAAGAGUAAAUGUCCAGAGAUCCUCGAGCAUGCUAUCCAGGGCCUGACCAAUAUCACAUCUGGAGAUCAGCACAAUACUAUGGAGGUAUUUUAUGCAGGAGGACCCGAGGUGCUUGUGCAGAGGCUACAAGACACGUGUCCGAAAGUGGUGGCCAAUUCUCUAACAUUACUCGGAAGGAUGGCGGGACAUGAAGCCAUCCGGUGUAACGUGAUCUCACAGGGAGUCGUGCCAGCACUGGUGGAAACCUUGAAAUCGGAAGACACGCAGGUCCUGAUCAGUGCCUUGCUCUGCACCUGCGAACUGGCAUUUGAGGAAGACACCAGAACACAACUGCGAGAGGCCGAAGGCCUUGGACCGCUGGUCGGUUUGCUGCGUUCCAGUCACAUGGAGGUGUUGCGCUGCACGUGUAUGGCAAUCAGUGUUUGUACAAAGGAUGAGCCCACUGCUGUGGAGAUGUGUAAACUUGGAGCCUUGGAAAUCCUUCAAGAAAUCACCCAGUCAAUAACUCGUAGGAGCAAAUUCACCGAGUUUGCCUUGAUCAGUCUGCUGAAAUACAACGUGUCUGUUAAAUAUGGUCUGCUCGGCUAUUUGGCCGCGACUGAUGUCAUCACAUUUGGCUUCUAUGAUGCUGGGAAGGUUAGCUUUUGUCAGAAAGUUUUGACCUUGGAGGAACUCUGCAUGGAACCAGUAAACCAACUACGGCCUGUCAUUCUUGUCAACGCAAUCGAGAUGAGUGAUGAGGUGCAACAGAAAGACGAGGCCCAGUCAGAGUCUAGUCAAGAGAGAAAUCGUAAAGUGAUGGAUGACAUCGCAUUACCGCUUCUCGUUAAAGAGGUGAAAGAGUCCAUUGAGCCUUUGAAUGAAGAACAGGAGCAAUAUGUCGCGUUGGCCAGGUUUGUCAGCGAAAUCAUGGGUGGAGCCAUUGAAAAGGAAGACCUGGACGCAUUUCCGUGGUUGCAGCACCUGGAUGAACUCAGGUGUAAGCUGCAGUGCAACGUCAUCCCCAUUGGCAUGAUCACAAAAGGAUUUUAUUGCCACAGGGCACUUCUUUUCAAGUACUUAGCUGAUGCCGUUGGCCUGAGGUGUACUCUGGUUCGAGGUGACUACAACCGAGCUUGGAACGAAGUACUGCUCUACAAGGGAGAUUCCUGUAGCAAUGAAAACUUCUCACAGCCGUGUUGCUACAUUGUGGACCUGAUGCAUGAGCCUGGAACCUUCCUGGAAGUUGACAGCAUUGCUGCUAGUCAGUAUGAAAGCUUAUAAGAGCUGCCGAGAGUUGGAACUGGAACUAGUUUAUUCAAUAUUUGGACAGUAGAGUGAAAUGGUCGUAUGGUGACAGCCAGCCAUCUGGCUAAAAAAGUCCUUCUCAAAUAGCGGGGCUGACUCCCACAUUUUUUUCAUGGGGGUGAGGUGGGUUAAAUGGCUAUGUGUGACCGUGGAGAAUAUUUUUUCCCCGUACUAGAAUGAAAUGCAAAUGCACAUCCACUACAGUAGGUGGCAGUAAGAGUGCACGGGGGGUAUUAGCUCCAAACUGCAGGUGUUCUUUUGCACUGAGCAUGCACACAACACUAUAGAGUAGGGAGACGUCAAGUGCAGUGAAUAAACCCUGAAGAGACACCACAGAAUCAUUUACCAUGGAUGAAAAACAAAGGCAGAUGAAAAAAGAGUGAAUAAAGUUGUUGG
This is a messenger RNA of Hippocampus zosterae (dwarf seahorse), 3271 nucleotides long. Its product is annotated as armadillo repeat-containing protein 3-like. Bases 776 to 2851 code for a protein of 691 amino acids. The record is from RefSeq and is a predicted model, not a curated record. The transcript is spliced from 14 exons. Gene Ontology annotation, molecular function: protein binding. NCBI's taxonomy places the organism in Eukaryota, Metazoa, Chordata, Actinopteri, Syngnathiformes, Syngnathidae.